UGACGGGAGAGGAGGAGGAGGAGGAGGAGGAGGACGAAUCUGCGCAUGCGCCUGCGAGCUCUCGGACCGCGGUUCUCUGUCGGCGACUCCCAACCACUCAUCGGCACCGAAAGACGCAGUGAGAAGCAGACGACGCACGGAGCACAGGUCUCUUCUCUGGAGAGAGAAAAAACACAAGCAGAAGAGAGCCAGGAAACGGACGGAAAAAUGCCCAAAGCGGUCAAUGUUCGCGUCACCACCAUGGACGCUGAGCUGGAGUUUGCCAUCCAGCCCAGCACCACCGGCAAACAGCUGUUUGACCAGGUGGUGAAAACCGUCGGCUUACGCGAGGUCUGGUACUUCGGACUUCAGUACAUGGAUGCCAAAGGUUACUACACUUGGCUGAAACUUGACAAAAAGGUGUCGUCCCAGGACGUGAAGAAGGAGAACCCGCUCCAGUUUAAGUUCCGGGCCAAGUUCUUCCCCGAGGACGUGUCGGAGGAGCUGAUCCAGGACAUCACGCAGAAGCUGUUCUUCCUGCAGGUGAAGGAGGGAAUCCUGAGCGACGAGGUCUACUGCCCGCCAGAGACUGCCGUGCUGCUGGCCUCCUACUCUGUCCAGGCCAAGUUCGGAGACUACAACAAAGAAGUCCACCGGCCUGGAUACCUGCUGUCGGAACGCCUGCUGCCACACAGAGUCAUGGAGCAGCACAAGUUAUCCAGAGAACAGUGGGAGGAGAGGAUCCAGGUUUGGCACGAGGAGCACCGUGGGAUGUUGAAGGAGGACGCGAUGCUCGAGUACCUGAAGAUCGCCCAGGACCUGGAAAUGUACGGAGUCAACUACUUUGACAUUAAGAAUAAGAAGGGAACAGAGCUGUGGCUGGGGGUGGAUGCCCUAGGACUCAACAUUUACGAGAAGGAAGACAAAUUGACCCCAAAGAUUGGCUUCCCCUGGAGCGAGAUCAGAAACAUUUCCUUCAAUGACAAGAAAUUCAUCAUCAAGCCCAUUGACAAAAAAUCUCCGGACUUUGUGUUUUAUGCCCCGAGACUGCGCAUAAACAAGCGCAUCCUGCAGCUGUGCAUGGGCAACCACGAGCUGUACAUGCGCCGCCGCAAGCCAGACACGAUCGAGGUGCAGCAGAUGAAGGCGCAGGCCCGGGAGGAGAAGCAACAGAAGCAGAUGGAGAGGGCCCAGCUGGAGAACGAGAAGAAGAAGCGGGAGGCCAUCGAGAGAGAGAAGGAGCAGAUGGAGCAAGAGAAGCAGGCUCUGGUGAUGAGGCUCUACCAGUUUGAGGAGAAGACCAAGAAGGCGGAGAAAGAUCUGCAGGACCAGGUCCAGAGAGCCGGCAUGCUGGAGCAGGAGCGGAGGAGAGCCGAGGAGGAGGCGGCUCGCCUGGAGACCGAGCGCCAGGCCGCCCUCCUGGCUAAAGAGGAGCUCGCCCGCCAGGCCGAGGACCAGAAGAAGAGUCAGGAGCAGCUGGCCGCGGAGCUGGCAGAGCACACAGCCAAGAUCACCAUGCUGGAGGAGGCCAAGAGACGCAAGGAGGAGGAGGCCGACACAUGGCAGCUCAAGGCCAUGGAGGCCCAGGACGACCUGAUCAAGACCAAAGAGGAGCUGCACAUGGUGAUGACGGUGCCGCCGCCGCCGCCCCCUCCUCCCGUGUACGACCACCUGGACGACAACAGCGACAGCGAGGAGAACGCCAGCAUGAACAGCGCCGACCUGCAGAUGGAAGGCAUCAACGACCACCGCAUGGAGGAGGAUCGCCUGACCGAGGCGGAGAAGAACGAGCGCGUCCAGACGCAGCUGAAGGCCCUGACCUCAGAGCUGGCUCAGGCACGUGACGAAUCCAAGAACACCCAGAACGACCUGCUCCACAGCGAGAACGUGCGAGCCGGCCGAGACAAGUACAAAACCCUGCGACAGAUCAGGUCGGGCAACACCAAGCAGAGGAUCGACGAGUUCGAGGCCUUAUAAGAAGCCCCCCACCCCCGGGCGCGUACCCUUUCUGAAUGGUCACUACAUCUUUUGCUCCUGGGUUGACACGUACAUCGACACACACACGCUCAUACGACUCACACACACAUACACAGACACACACACACACACACACGCACACACACACGCGCACACACACACACACACACACACACACACACACACGACUCAACUGGAGCAGAAGCAUCACUUGCAGAGAGAGAUGAACUCCUGUUGUAACUUUGUCGGGCUUUGCGAAUCCUUUGAAGACAACUUAGUGCCAAAAACCUCCUCUCUCCUUAGUGUCUCGUAUCUUAUUUGUGUAUUUUGAUUGUGUCGUUUGAUCCGUUCAGACCAAAUCAUCAUUGUUUUUAAGCAGACCUGUGUUGAAGUAGCGGGAAAUAGCCAAAUUUUAUUAUUAUUAAUAGUAUUAUUAUUAUUAUUAUUAUCAUUAUUAUUAUUUCAUAACGUGCACAUAGGAUAUAUGUAAUCAAAGCCUGGCUUCUUCAUUUUGUUGAUGUCUGUCAUCUGUUGUGUAGGAAGAAAAGGACAGUUUCAUCCACCGCGACCACUCAGAAAGGGGAAAACAGUAUAAGCAGAAAAAAAAUUGUUUGUUUUUGUUUUCCAUUAUAUUUGAACACUUCCAUUUAUGUUUAAUAUUGCUAUACAGUAGUUUAAAUCAUGCCUAGUUUGAUAUUUAUACUGUAUAUGGGACAUUAAAAAGGGUAUUUCAUCUUGGUUUGUAUAUUUUUGCUAUCUACUAAUGAUAAAGGAAACAUUUAAUGUGUUUCAAAGGUUUUAUAUAUUGACCCAAAAUAAUAGCAGUCUUACGCUCCAUAUGUUUUUGUUUUUUCUUUAGAUCACUAAAUUAAAGAGAUUUAAUUGUAAAUUAUUAUUUUUUACUGUAGGAAAUAUCAAGCUGCAUGCCAUGAAAUCAGUCGAGGAGAUCGCUGUGUGUCUCUCUAGGUACUUUUUGAUUAAGUGAUUAAGGGACACUUUUCAUAUAAUAUAUUUUAUUCCUGUCUGUUCUGUGUCGCGCCGCACAUUUAUUUUAACCCUCCAAAGUGGCCUUUCUCUCUGGCUGCCCCUCCUCGUCAGGGUCCGGUCCCAGACAGUUGGGCUUCACUUUCUUAGCCCAAGGUGCACACACUCACAAAAGAAAUAUAGAUGUAACUUACACAAACUCCUUUCUUUUGUGUGUGUGUUAGACCUCAGACCGCUGAGGAUUCAAUGAGGGGUCGGGGUGAACGUUACAAAAAGAUCUUUCAUUCCGCAGCUUGGUCACAGAGGACGGACCCCGACAGUAUGACACCGACAUCUCCCGCUCUCUUCUCUCUGGACACAGAAGCACCGACUUACACUGUAAUGCAAACACACGGCUCUGCUGGUUCUUUGUAUACGAGCAGGAUUUUAUAAUGAGGUGUUCAGCACAUUGGCAAUAAAAUAAAAUAAAAAUCGAUGAUUCCA
This is a messenger RNA of Scophthalmus maximus (turbot), 3423 nucleotides long. RefSeq names its product ezrin b (gene ezrb). Lineage: Eukaryota; Metazoa; Chordata; Actinopteri; Pleuronectiformes; Scophthalmidae. Gene Ontology annotation, molecular function: actin binding; cell adhesion molecule binding. The record is from RefSeq and is a predicted model, not a curated record. Gene Ontology annotation, cellular component: adherens junction; cytoskeleton; apical part of cell. Bases 46 to 1956 code for a protein of 636 amino acids. The transcript has 14 exons. Gene Ontology annotation, biological process: positive regulation of early endosome to late endosome transport; positive regulation of protein localization to early endosome; regulation of cell shape.